AUUGCCUGGCACCGGCUGCAAGGCCCCGCUCCAUUCACAGAAACGCUGGCUCGCUCGCUGGCCCUUUCAUUCACACAAACAGCAUCUCAUUCACAUUCUGUCGUUUUUUUGUCUGCUUCUAAUGAAGACCACGGUUUGGGAAUGGUGGGGCUGACUUGCUUCAGAUUGGAGGGGGACUCUAAUCACCAUCGAAAUCGUCCGUGGGGUGCGCAUCUGCUGUUGCUAUGCAAGCUAGGGGAAGGGAAAAAAGAGAGUGCGGGGUGGCUGCUGGGCUAGGGCUGCGGCGCGGUUGGAGAGCGGUGGGGAAGUGUUUGCUGCGCCAGGGCGGGCCUGGCUGCUCUGGGCUCCUCCGUCCUCUGAAGCCUGCCUCACCCGCGCUCCCGCCAUGGGUGGCGCUCCCUAAACUCCGUUCCUGGGGCUCCCAGAAAGCCUGGGAACCUCGCAGCCACCUGAGAUCAGCUCUGGGCGUCAGAAGACUCAGGGUGACCUGCUAGUGUGCUGGAAGGCAAAAGCAUUCGCUUGCACAGAAGUUACCGGGAAACUUUGACAGCGACUGACUUCUCUGUGGUGCAGGUUAUCUAUCUUAACGCAUGAGGCCACCUGGCAGAGGCCACCGAGGAAGGGGUCAGUGGGUCUCAGAAUCUUGGACAGACCUUCGGGGAGGCUGUCGAUGUCCUGUUCUCCUACACGCCAGGAAGAAGGCCUGUGUGUGUCACUGCAAGCCUGAGCCUGACUCCCAAGGAUGAGGCCGUUCUUGCUGUGGAUUUGAUGGGCAGUUAGAGCAGCCGCAUUUUUUUCUGCCUGACUGCAGGGCUGCAAAGCAGCAAUUGAAGGGACAUUGAAAUGGAUUGGUGGUGUUCCUAAGGCAUGCUUCCAGGGCCCAAACACAUUCAGCUGGAAUAAAGCUCACAACGCAGCCCUCUUUCCCCGUUUUCUUUUUUGGCAUGGAUUUCUGGAGCCUGUUGCCGCUCAUCAUAGAAGCACUAUUCUUUUUUGGAAGUAGAUUUUCAACUUAACCCUGACUGAGAAAGGCUGCUGAUUGCUGUAAAUUAUCAGGAAAGACCCCUUGAGCUGUACUGAGAAGAAGUGCAUGAGCAGAUUUGGUUUUUUCGUGUGUUAUCUGAGGAAUUGCUUCGCCACAGACACUCGCCAGCAGACAUUCAUGGCUGCUCUGUUGAUCUGAACAAGAAAAGCAAACCACAGGAAAUUGAUGCUUUUUAAAAAUAUUCAUCUGAUGGUGAAGGGUCCCCUCUUUUUCCUACUUAAAAAUUCUUUCUCCUUUCCAAAUCAGGAUCCAUCAGGAUUCGCCUGAAGAUCUCUUAGGAAGCCUUCGUCACAUUUUAACGCAUCGCUGUCAGGCACUUCUGGGGCUCACCCACAUGAGCUGAGCAAAGGAAGAACAAACCCUAACAUGGAAUAAUGGAUUUUGGAAAGUUCAAGAGAUCAUUUGAAGGAGCUGGAUUUACCUUUGGCACAAAUGCGGGCUGGGGAAGGGGUAGGUGAAAAAGCAAAGAUCGGAAGGAAAUAUCUGCGAAGGUAGAAAAAGGAAAAUUGAGAAUUGAUUGGCUGUAGUUGCUGACAGCGGGUGGAUGUCGUUUUCUUCUCUCUCUUUUUGCUACAGGAAGUGGUUUGCGGAGCUCACCGAGCCUUUGUUGAGAAGGGUCUCCUCUGAGUGAGUCACGCUUUUGCUGGGAGCAGCCCGGUGCAGCUGGGCGCUCCAUCAGCGGCAACUAUGACUUUUGCAAGGCAAGCGUUCCACCCCAACCCGUGGUCUCCCGGGCCCGCGCUGCGUGUCGGCUGCUCUGCUGCCUUGUAACGGUGUGAGGGCUCGGUCGCCGGCCUCGUCUGUCCCUCUCCGGAAAGGUUGUCCUGGGACCCCAGCUCCUGGUCCCUCUCCGGGGCUCGCGGCUCCUGUGCUAUGCGCGGCAGCCCGCGCCGGGGCCGGCACCAGCAGCGCCCGGGCGGAUGCGGCGAGCUCACGGAGGGGCAUGCUUCCACGCACCAAGUACAACCGCUUCAGGAAUGACUCGGUGACAUCGGUCGAUGACCUUCUCCACAGCCUGUCGGUGAGCGGCAGCGGCAGCGGCGGCAAGGUCUCGGCGGCGCCCGCGGCGACCCCCUACCUGGUGUCGGGCGAGGCGCUGCGCAAGGCGCCGGACGAUGGGCCCGGCAGCCUGGGCCACCUGCUCCACAAGGUGUCCCACCUGAAACUCUCCAGCUCCGGCCUGCGUGGCCUGUCGUCGGCCGCCCGGGAGCGGGCGGGCGCGCGGCUCUCCGGCAGCUGCAGCGCGCCCAGCCUGGCGGCCCCGGACGGUGGCAGCGCGACCCCCGGGUCCCGCGCCCAGGCCGCCAGCAUGAGCGCCCCCAGGAAGAGCCGGGCCGGCGACGAGCCGCUGCCCAGGCCCCCGCGGGGCGCACCUCACUCCAACGACCAGGUGCUGGGGCCGGGAGUCACCUAUGUGGUCAAGUACUUGGGAUGCAUUGAAGUUCUGCGCUCAAUGAGGUCUCUUGACUUCAGUACAAGAACUCAGAUUACCAGGGAAGCCAUCAGCCGUGUCUGCGAAGCUGUGCCAGGUGCCAAAGGAGCCUUCAAGAAGAGAAAGCCUCCAAGUAAAAUGCUGUCCAGCAUCCUGGGGAAGAGCAACCUCCAGUUCGCAGGGAUGAGCAUCUCCCUGACCAUCUCUACCGCCAGCCUGAAUCUGCGCACUCCCGACUCCAAACAGAUCAUAGCGAACCAUCACAUGCAGUCCAUCUCCUUUGCCUCUGGGGGAGACCCGGACACAACAGACUAUGUUGCCUAUGUCGCUAAGGACCCUGUUAAUCGCAGAGCUUGCCACAUUCUGGAAUGCUGUGAUGGGCUAGCCCAAGAUGUCAUUGGCUCCAUUGGACAAGCCUUUGAACUCCGGUUCAAACAGUAUUUGCAGUGUCCUUCCAAGAUUCCUGCUCUCCAGGACCGAAUGCAGAGUCUGGAUGAGCCAUGGACCGAAGAGGAGGGAGAUGGCCCUGAUCACCCAUACUACAACAGUGUUCCCAGUAAGAUGCCUCCUCCAGGGGGGUUUCUUGAUGCUCGACUGAAAACCAGACCCCAAGCUCCUGACACAGCCCAGUUUGCAGGGAAAGAGCAAACUUAUUACCAGGGAAGACACUUAGGAGACACAUUUGGUGACGACUGGCAGCGAGCACCCACCAGGCAAGGUUCCUUGGACAUCUAUAGCACACCAGAAGGGAAAGGGCACAUGGCUCUGGUAGGAGAGACACCAACCUAUGUCAACACCCAGCCGGUCCCUCCACAGGUUUGGCCAGCAGCAAGCAGCAGCACGGAGAGCAGCCCACGGAAGGACCUCUUUGACAUGAAGCCUUUUGAAGAUGCUCUCAAGAACCAGCCCCUGGGGCCCGUGUUGAGCAAAGCGGCGUCUGUGGAGUGCAUCAGCCCUGUCUCACCCAGAGCCCCAGAUGCCAAGAUGCUGGAGGAGCUUGAUGCUGAGCCCUGGUACCAAGGAGAGAUGAGCAGGAAGGAGGCAGAGGCACUGUUGCGAGAAGAUGGAGACUUCCUAGUCCGAAAGAGUACUACCAACCCUGGCUCCUUUGUCCUCACAGGCAUGCACAAUGGCCAGGCCAAGCACUUGCUGCUGGUGGACCCGGAAGGCACGAUCCGGACAAAGGACAGGGUCUUUGACAGCAUCGGCCACCUCAUCAACUACCAUCUUGAGAGCAGCUUGCCCAUCGUCUCUGCAGGGAGCGAGCUUUGCCUCCAGCAACCAGUGGAGAGGAAACACUGAACUGGCCCAGCACCCUGCCCACGCCUUGUGCCAGGUCAGGGGGACCUGGGUCCACUGCUCUCGGCCUCUGGGGACUGGGGCCGAUGUCUGUGGGCACAUCACCUUCCUCAAGAGCUCCUCUCAAGGGAGCGUUCCUUCAAGUUCAGAUUUCAUAAACACGUUCCACACAUCUCA
Messenger RNA from Peromyscus leucopus (white-footed mouse), 3953 nucleotides. RefSeq names its product SHC adaptor protein 3 (gene Shc3). The coding region runs from base 1989 to 3779 and encodes 596 amino acids. The record is from RefSeq and is a predicted model, not a curated record. Gene Ontology annotation, molecular function: receptor tyrosine kinase binding. Lineage: Eukaryota; Metazoa; Chordata; Mammalia; Rodentia; Cricetidae. Gene Ontology annotation, biological process: intracellular signal transduction; cell surface receptor protein tyrosine kinase signaling pathway. Gene Ontology annotation, cellular component: plasma membrane. The transcript has 12 exons.